Cucumis melo (muskmelon) is the source of this 1022-nucleotide messenger RNA. RefSeq lists its product as uncharacterized. The coding region runs from base 230 to 931 and encodes 233 amino acids. NCBI's taxonomy places the organism in Eukaryota, Viridiplantae, Streptophyta, Magnoliopsida, Cucurbitales, Cucurbitaceae. The transcript has 5 exons. The record is from RefSeq and is a predicted model, not a curated record.
GCUGCAUGGCAUCAUAAUUAAUUAUUACCUCAAAGUUGUUGACCCUAUUUUCUCUUGGGAUACAUAUAUUUUGAUUUCAUUUGGUACAUACAUAAUAAUAAUUUCUUGAAGUUCAGCUUGGCAUUCUAGUUUUUCUGCAAAAUCCACCAUUAACGACAUAUACAUAUUGCUGAGGGACAAUUGGGUUGUCGUUCAAGUUGAAGUUGAAGUUGAAGUAGAAAACAUAUAUAUGGCAGAAAAUCAAGCUUAUUAUUAUGAUCAGAUUUCCCACAUCCUUUCUGAAAAAAUGUUGGAAGAAAGGGAAAUGAAAUGGUGCGUAAGCAAUUUAAAAUACCAAGAAGAAAUAAUCAAAAGAGAAGUGAAAUUGAAGGUGCAAGAAUUGAAUAAGCUUCAUCUAUCUCUAGACAAGCUCUCUUUUGCAAAUUAUGCCUAUAGGGUCAUCAAACCCAAAUCAACUUCAUGCUUAUCAGUUGGAGAACUUGAUAGCAACAAACUGAAGUUCCUAAUGCAACAUGGAAGCAAAAAUAUAGCCAAUGAGAAGAAGUUAUUAAGGGAGAUCAAUUCAAGCAAGAAGAAGAAAAUUAGAACAACAACAAUUGAAGAACUUGAUGUUCCUAUUAAGAAGAAGAAUGAUGAAAUUGAGAAUUCCCAUUUGUAUUUAUACACAACAGAUUUUGAAGGGAUUAAUGAAGAGAUGAAAAGGCUUGAAAUGGUGAAACAGAAGGCUGUGGCCAAUGCUGCUGUGGGUGGAAAGCUUUGGAGCUCUUUGGGAACCAAAAAGGAUAUCCAACAAGUAGUUAAUGUUAUGUAUGAGGAAUUAGAUGAGCUGAGGUUAAAGCAAAUUGAAACUCGAAAUGAAACUAAGUAUGGGGAGAAGAAAUUGAGGAUUGUACAGAAACAAAUCUUGUUUUUACACAAACAAUUGGAAUAAUAUCCAUAAUUUGUGUAUUAUUUUUAUUUAGGAUGGAAUAUUUUACCCUUACAAAGUUAAUUUAUCAACUGUUACUUUCAAUUUUAUCAAA